AUGAUUUCCAUCAAAACCCUUACUUCACUUUUUGUCGUAUUGCUGCUUUUUAGUAGCAUCCCUGUGCAAUGUAUCGAUACUAAGAAAAUGCUUGACUUAUGCAAUAAAGAGCGUGCCAAGGUCGGUGCUCCAGCUCUUAGUCAUAAUGA
Molecule: messenger RNA, 149 nt
Organism: Racocetra persica
Lineage: Eukaryota; Fungi; Glomeromycota; Glomeromycetes; Diversisporales; Gigasporaceae
Source: the annotation of a GenBank genome assembly